AUGGCGUCGUCCGACGACGCGAAGACGAAGACGCCGGUGAUCGUCGCGCUGGAUUGGACCCCGAACGGGAACCACCUCGGGUUCUACGUCGCCCUCGACGCGGGGGUGUACGCGGACGCGGGCCUGGACGUGCGGCUCGUCUCGCCCUCCGACGCGGAUUACAAAGGGUCCUACCACACGCCGUCGGACGACGCGACGGCGAGCGACGCGACGGCGACGGCGACGCCGUACGUCACGCCGUGCUCCAAGGUCGCGGCCGGGGACGCGCACUUCGCGAUCAACUCCCCGGAGGGCGUGCUCGGGUGGAACACCGCGGACGGACGCCCGCGUCUCAAAGCGGUCGCCGCGCUGCUGCACGAUCGAAACACGAGCGCGAUCGUCACGCUGCGAUCGUCGGGCAAGGCGUCGCCGGCCGACCUCGACGGCGCGACGUACGCGUCGUACGCCGCGCGGUUCGAGGGGCGCAUCGUGCGAGAGAUCAUCCGUCACGCCGGCGGGAAGGGCGACUUCCGCGAGGUCACGCCGCCGAUGCUCGGCGUCUUCGAGACGCUCGUGAAGGGCGACGCUGACGCGACGUGGAUCUUCAAGCAGUGGGAGGGCGUCGAGGCGGUGCUCGAGGGAAUCGACCUCAACGUCUUCACCCUGCUCGAUAACGGCGUGCCGUACGCGUACAACCCGUGUCUGUGCGCGCAUCCGGAGUGGUUGCGCGCGAACGCGGCGACGGCGAGGGCGUUCCUGGAGGCCACCGCGGAGGGGUAUCGAAGAGCCGCCGACGACCCGGGCGCGGCGGCGGACGCGUUGCUCAGGCUCGCGAAGAAGCACCACCCCGAGGUCAAAAUCGGCGUGCACCAAGCGCACGCGAGCGCGGACUACCUCGCGACGAGGUUCCUAGACCCGGAGACCAAGGCGUGGGGACGCAUGGAGGCGCGCGUGUGGGACGAGUACGUGAGGUGGUUGUGGGACCGGGGGCUGCUGACGACGGGCUUGAACAGCCGGCAUCCCGACGGCGGCGCGACGUUUUCGCUGGACGACUUGCGGGACGGCAAGGCGGGGGAGAGGAUCGAUUUGGAGAGCGUGCCGACGGUGUUCACGAACGAGUACUUGCCUCCUCUGUCGUCGUCGUCGUCGUGA
Messenger RNA from Micromonas pusilla CCMP1545, 1131 nucleotides. Its product is annotated as NMT1/THI5 like domain protein. The transcript has a single exon. Bases 1 to 1131 code for a protein of 376 amino acids. The record is from RefSeq and is a predicted model, not a curated record. Gene Ontology annotation, biological process: thiamine biosynthetic process. NCBI's taxonomy places the organism in Eukaryota, Viridiplantae, Chlorophyta, Mamiellophyceae, Mamiellales, Mamiellaceae.